ACACACCUAACUUCCUAUCAAAAAACAAAUGAGUAAUGGGAAAUGGUGCUUGCUGUCGAAACGGCAAGUAAUUACAAAAAAAAUUAUCGAUACGAGAAGGAAUUAACGAUUUCAUGAUAAAAUGAGCGUCGAUGCGUACGGACCAAGUUCCCAAACGCUCACGUUUUUGGAUACGGAAGAUGCUGAUUUAAUAGGAGCCGAUACACAAGGGUCCGAAUGUGAUUUUACCGAUUUUACAAUACCGUCUCAAACACAAGCAUCUCAACACGAUCACUCUGGUCCUAAAGUGUCUGGGAUACAGGUUAAUAAUAUUGUGAAUAAAAUAUCUGCUACUACAACAGCUUUAGGAGAAUUACAAUUUGAGGAAGACGAUGAGGAAGGGUAUUUUAAUGCGAAGGAACUUCCUGAUUACGCUUGCAAAUAUUGCGGCAUCCACGAACCGAAUUGUGUCGUUAUGUGUAACUUGUGUAAAAAGUGGUUUUGUAACGGUAGAGGUAACACUUCGGGAAGUCAUAUUAUCAACCACUUGGUAAGAGCUAAACAUAAAGAAGUUACCCUCCACAAAGACGGUCCUUUAGGAGAGACCAUCUUAGAAUGUUACAGUUGCGGUGUGAGGAAUGUGUUUGUUUUGGGAUUUAUUCCUGCCAAAGCAGAUUCGGUUGUCGUGUUAUUGUGCAGACAACCUUGCGCGGCUCAAAAUUCCUUGAAAGACAUGAACUGGGAUCAAGAUCAAUGGAAACCUUUAAUAGCUGACCGCUGUUUCCUAACUUGGUUGGUUAAAAUACCUUCUGAACAGGAACAAUUGCGCGCCAGACAAAUUUCCGCGCAACAGAUCAACAAAUUGGAGGAAUUGUGGAAGGAAAACGUCGACGCUACUUUUCAGGAUUUGGAAAAGCCGGGCGUUGACGAGGAACCGCAACAAGUUCUUUUACGUUACGAAGACGGUUACCAAUAUCAGAAUAUAUUCGGUCCUUUGGUGAAACUCGAAGCGGAUUAUGACAAACGUUUGAAAGAAUCGCAAACGCAGGAAAAUAUCGAAGUUAGGUGGGAUGUGGGACUGAAUAAAAAGACCAUCGCUUAUUUUACUCUAGCUAAAACCGAUGGAGAUAUGAAAUUGAUGCACGGGGAUGAAUUACGGUUGAGAUACGUGGGGGAGAUGCAUAAAACUUGGGCUGGAGUUGGACACGUCAUUAAAGUACCGGAUAAUUAUGGGGAAGAUAUCGGUAUCGAAUUGAAAAAUGGAUCGGGAGCGCCUGUGGAAUGCGGAAGCAAUUUCGUAGUAGAUUUCAUUUGGAAAAGCACCAGUUUCGAUAGGAUGCAAUUGGCGCUACGUAAAUUCGCAGUAGACGACGCUUCGGUUUCCGCUUACAUCUACCAUCGUUUAUUGGGGCACGAAGUUGAAGAGGUUCUAUUCCGGUGUCAUUUACCGAAACAUUUUUCUGCUCCCAAUUUACCAGAUUUGAAUAGGUCUCAAGUUUACGCCGUCAAACACGCUCUCCAAAGACCUUUAUCCUUGAUACAAGGUCCUCCCGGUACAGGAAAAACCGUUACUUCCGCCACCAUAGUUUACCAAUUGGUGAAGCAGAACGGGGGACCGGUGCUUGUUUGUGCUCCCAGUAAUACCGCGGUGGAUCAGUUAACGGAAAAAAUCCACAAGACCAAUUUGAAGGUUGUCAGAUUGUGCGCCAAAUCGAGGGAAGCCAUCGAUUCGCCCGUCAGUUUUUUGGCGUUGCACAAUCAAAUAAGGAAGAUGGAAGGUAAUACUGAGUUGCAGAAGUUGCAGCAGCUCAAAGACGAGACAGGCGAAUUGAGUUCGGUAGAUGAGAAACGUUAUAGGAUGUUGAAGAAGAUGGCGGAAAAAGAACUGUUGGAAGCCGCCGACGUUAUUUGUUGUACGUGCGUCGGUGCCGGUGAUCCGAGAUUGGUCAGAUUGAAGUUCCAUUCGAUUUUGAUCGAUGAAAGUAUGCAGGCUACCGAACCGGAAUGUAUGGUACCUGUUGUUUUGGGCGUGAAACAACUAAUUUUGGUCGGCGAUCAUUGUCAAUUGGGUCCGGUGGUGAUGUGUAAGAAAGCCGCCAGGGCCGGACUGUCCCAAAGUUUAUUCGAACGUCUCGUCGUGCUCGGUAUAAGACCGUUCAGAUUGGAGGUGCAAUAUCGGAUGCACCCCGAAUUGUCGCGUUUCCCUUCGAAUUUCUUCUACGAGGGUAGUUUGCAGAACGGCGUCAGCGCCGAAGAACGCAAAUUGGCCAAAAUCGAUUUCCCUUGGCCCAUACAAGACAGACCGAUGUUCUUUUUGGUGACGCAAGGGCAAGAAGAAAUCGCCGGAUCCGGUACCAGUUAUUUAAACAGAACCGAGGCAUCGAACGUGGAAAAAAUAGCGACGAGAUUCUUGAGAUCCGGCGUUAAACCGGAACAGAUCGGCGUCAUUACGCCCUACGAAGGACAGAGGGCGUAUCUGGUACAAUAUAUGCAAUACCAAGGGUCCCUGCACAGUAAACUCUAUCAGGAAAUCGAAAUAGCCAGCGUGGACGCUUUCCAAGGACGCGAAAAGGACAUAAUUAUAAUGUCGUGCGUCCGUUCCAACGAACAUCAGGGUAUCGGUUUCUUGAACGAUCCCCGUAGAUUGAACGUCGCUUUAACCAGAGCCAAAUACGGUAUAAUAAUAGUCGGUAAUCCGAAAGUCUUAUCCAAACAACCGCUUUGGAAUCACCUGUUGUCCUUUUACAAGGAACAAAAAGUUUUGGUCGAAGGUCCUUUGACUAAUCUAAAGGAAUCCCUCAUACAAUUCGCCAAACCGAAAAAAUUGAUCAAUUCCGAAAAUCCCGGUUCGCAUUUUAUGACCACGUCGAUGUUCGACGCCAGGGAAGCCAUGGUGCCGGGUAGCGUCUACGAUCGCAGCGCCAAUCAGGCGAUUAACGGACAAUUCAAUUACCCCAGUCACAGGGGUGUGCCAUUGGACGUUUUCGGCAGAACUCACGAUCCAAUCAGUUACAUAUCACCCGAAAGGGCACAAGCUGGGAUGAAUUUGCCGGUGCCGGUCGGUAUGUUUAUGAAUAUGGCCCACAUACCGCCCAGAUUUUACAAUCAACAUCAACAAGCUUUGCAGGCCCGUCAACAACAACAAAACCAUCGCAACAGAAAACCGCCGCAGAGACAGAAAGGUAAAGGCGGCAAUUUGAGUCAAGAUCACACGCAACCGUUCAGUCAAAGUUUGCAAUUGACGCAAGGUAUGUCGCAACCGGGUUUAUCUCAAGCCGGUUUCAGUUUGAGUCAACCGGGUUUGUCGCAGGCCGAACUCAGUCAAGAUCCUUACAUGGCAGAAUAUCAAUCGCAGAUGGAUGGAUUGUUAUCGCAAGAUUCUACUUACCAGGGAGAUCGGUCUGCCUUCUACCAGCCCAGCGCCCAAUUCUCCCAGCCCUAUUGAUCGAUUCAUCCGGCCAAAGAAUGACAAUAGAAUCGCGGGAGCGGUCAAAACACUGAAAAUUGCAAGUGAAAAUUAUUUAAAAAAAAAAACAAACAAACAAAAAACGCGAGAUCAUGUGAAGAACGUCAAAUUGUCAGUCGGUAAAAAGCAACAAAACAAAAGUCACACACACACAAACGAUACAAAAGACGAAAAAAAAAAUCGACACGAAGAGAGAAACAAAAUCAAAUUAUCAACAGAGAGAUAGAGAGAGAUGGGAGAUAGAGAGGAGCGAGCGAGCUAGAGCCGCGCUUUUAUCCUUCUUCUUCUUGUAUAUUUCGCCGCCCCCGAUAGAACGGUUCGAAGGGGCGGUUAGAUUUAAAAAUUGAGAAAAAAAAAUAUAUAAAAUAGAAAAAAAAACUCUUCUUUACGUAGGUGACGUUUUGGCACCGCUGUGACUCUAUUAGAUUACCAUUUAAUAAGUAAUUUAUGGUUAAGUUCAUUUUCUAUUUAAAUUUUUUUUGCUUUCAUCUGGGGUAGUUUUUAUGAUUUGGGGUUGAUAACGGUGAAUGAUUGUAAGAUUUCUAAGGAAUCGUCCUUUUAAUUCGGCAUCCGGUAUAAUGGGAUUGAAAAUAAUAUUUUAUAUCAAAUAAUGAAAAAUUUUGGCCAAUAUCGACCAUUUUUCUAAUAAUUUCUGGUCGUUUUUUAAUCGAAAAUAGAUUUCAAUCAUUUUUUGACAGUUUCCUGUCAAAAAUCAGAAAAUCUCAACAAAUUCGUGGUAGUUUUCCAACAUAUACUGGUUUAAACCACUUUCUUUCAGUUUCCGAUAGAUUUAAAUCGUUUUCCGUCAUUUUUGACUGGCUUAAACCAUCUAUUGACAAUUUUCUAUCAGAACCUCGUUUAUGUAUUUAUGUCAAAUAUGACAAUUUCUAAUAGAUUCGAACCAUUUAUUGACAGUUUCUUAUUGAUUUCUACAAUUUACCUGCAGUUUUGUAAUCGAAAAUGGUUUAAUCCACCUGACAGUUUCUGUCAUUGUCAAAAAUCAGAAUAUUUCAACCAAUUCCUGGUAGUUGUCUAACAUAUACUAGUUUAACCAUUACCUUUCAGUUUCCGAUAGAUUUCAACCGUUUUGUGUCAUUUUUGACUGGCUUAAACCCUCUAUUGACAGUUUCUUAUUGAUUUCAACCAUUUAUUGACAGUUUUCAAUCAGAACCAAGUUGUUAUGUCUGUUCUUUACUCAUUUUCAGAACUUCCGUCUGUUCUUGAAUCAUUUUGACAGCUUCUGUCAGUUUGUUUACUUAUUUUGACAGUUUCUAGAACUUGAAAGCUUCGGUAUUUGACAGAAAGAUGAGAAAAUCAAUGGAAAAGGACGAUUAUUGAAUACUUCCGUCAAGAUACAUAUAUAGAGUGACUCAAUUAGAUCACAUCUAUUUUCGAGAUAUAAUUGUUGAAUCUUUAUAUUAAAUUUGGAAAUUUUACAAUUUUUUACCAAAAUAAAAAACAAGGGGGGAUGAUUUUUUGUCGUAAAAGCCCCAUAAAAGAUGAAUAAAUAAUAUUUUGUGUAGCAUUAACUAUUAUUUUAAUUCCAGGGGGUUGAUCGGUUUAAUUUUUGAUGGUGAUAGAAUUUUUUUAUCAUUUAAAUUGUUUCGUUCAGUUAAAGGAGUAGUAGGCCGUCUUUAUCUUUCCAAAAAAUAAUAAUAAUAAAAAAAAGAAAAUACAUCUGUCGCUUUUACUUUUUCCUGCUUGAAUUUUGAUAAAAAAUCACAAUCGAAACGAGAACUUUACUUGUGAAUCGUAACUUUUUCGAACGAACUAAAAUAACAAAAAAAAAAUUGUUACUAUUGUAA
This is a messenger RNA of Diorhabda carinulata, 5250 nucleotides long. RefSeq names its product regulator of nonsense transcripts 1 homolog (gene Upf1). The record is from RefSeq and is a predicted model, not a curated record. The transcript is spliced from 10 exons. Lineage: Eukaryota; Metazoa; Arthropoda; Insecta; Coleoptera; Chrysomelidae. Gene Ontology annotation, biological process: nuclear-transcribed mRNA catabolic process, nonsense-mediated decay. The coding region runs from base 122 to 3424 and encodes 1100 amino acids. Gene Ontology annotation, molecular function: DNA binding; zinc ion binding; hydrolase activity. Gene Ontology annotation, cellular component: cytoplasm.